UCGUAAUGUCGUAGGAGUUGCAUACGAAUGCGCCUAAAUGAUCGUUUUUCGUCGAUUAAAACAGUUUCAAUUGAAUUCGUUGCACCAAUCAGCAGCACCCACGAUUUAAGCACCAAUGUUUGUUGUACCGUCUGCUAGAAUGGCAGCGAUAAAAUUAAUUUUCUCUUUGUUCAUAAAUUUAACAGUGUAUGUUUUACUAACUGUGGCAGGAAGAGACUUUUAUGCCAUCCUAGGCAUACCACCAACAGCUAGCCAGCAUGCGAUAAAAAAAGCAUAUAGAAAACUGGCAAAGGAACUACAUCCUGAUAAAAAUAAAGAUGACCAGAGCGCUUCACAAAAAUUCCAAGAUUUAGGUGCAGCUUACGAAGUUCUGUCGGAUAAUGAGAAAAGAGAAACGUACGAUAGAUGCGGAGAAGAAUGUCUUAAAAGAGACGGUAUGAUGAAUAAUGCAGAUCCUUUUGCCAAUUUCUUUGGAGACUUUAGUUUCCAUUUUGGCGGAGAGUCUCAACAACAGCAUGAAACACCCAAAGGCUCGAAUAUUAUAAUGGAUUUAAUGGUCACCUUAGAAGAAUUAUACAGUGGAAAUUUUAUAGAGAUCACAAGAAAUAAACCAGUCAUGAAACCGGCUAAAGGAACAAGGAAAUGUAAUUGUAGACAAGAAUUGGUUACUCGCAAUUUAGGAAAUGGAAGAUUUCAAAUGAUGCACCAAUCUGUAUGUUCGGUGUGUGCGAACGUUGAAUUCGUUACCGAAGAACGAGUAUUAGAGGUGGAAGUGGAGGCUGGUAUGUUAGAUGGUCAGGAAACAAAAUUUAUAGCAGAAGGUGAACCGCAUUUGGAUGGAGAUCCCGGAGAUCUAAUUUUGAAAAUACGAACGCAGCCGCAUCCAAUUUUCGAAAGAAUUGGUGACGACCUCUAUACAAAUGUUACUAUAUCUAUGCAGGAUGCCCUGAUAGGUUUUAAAAUGGAUAUAGAACAUUUAGAUGGCCACAAAGUAACUAUCCAGAGGGACAAAAUCACCAAACCGGGAACUCGUAUUCGAAAGAAAGGAGAGGGAAUGCCUAACUAUGAUAAUAAUAAUCUCCAUGGUACUCUACAUAUCACGUUUAACGUUGCAUUCCCUGAUACAGAAUUUACGAAUACGCAAAAAGAAGAAAUAAAACAUCUAUUACAACAGGAUUCGAUAAAUCGAAUUUAUAACGGAAUAAGGAGAAACUAGGAACUUUUAAGUGCAAUGUAUAUACAAAGUGACACUAUAAAAUGUGCGUAUAACUGAAGUGCAUGCGUCGAUGACUUUGAGCGUGUUUCUAUACCAAGUUGUGUUUUUGCUUCCUUGAAAUAUCAUGGGUACCAACAAGCUUGGUAGCCAGGUGUUAGGUCAGUUAAAUGGAAUAUAUGUAGCAUGAUGUAGUAACCAUUACUUGUACGCAUACUUCCUGUUUGAUUAUAAGAGACUGGUCAAGUAUGUUAUCGCCAAUUACUUAGAUGGAUGUCAGAAAUGUUUGAAUACUUUAUUUAACAAAGUAAGUUAUUUUAUGUUUAAUAAGCGUGAGUGAUGCAUGAAUGACUUUUACAAGCAGAAAUUUUGCAUUCAAACAGUAGAGAAAGAAACCCAAUGAUCAUGUUUUUAAAUUAUGGAUUCCCUAUCCAAAUACAAACUACCAAGUAAAGUAUCGUGUCACAACUUUUUUUUAUUGACACUAUACACAAUAAAAAUUAUGAUGCCCUCCAUUGUUAAUAACAAAUAAGUACCAUUCAAUUACUUAACUUGCAAUUGACAUUUUUAUUACAAAAUUUUUGCAUCAAAUUAUACAUAUUUCCUUGUUUUGCAUAGGUCUAUCUGAUAUUUCUGAAUAGACUCUGUUUACAAGAAUUAAAGCACAAUUUUUUCAUCAAAUGUAAUACAAUUUGUUAUCGUGACAGUUUGUUAUCCCUCGCGUAGUAACUCUUUUGUUACUCGCUCAUUCACACGAGGCCUUAGAAAACUUAUAUAAUAAUUUGUAUACUUUUAUUAAUCUCCUAUUCUAUUUACAUCUGUCAAAUCUGUCAAUUUGCAUUGUUUCAAUAUUUCAUUUUCACAAGUAUCCCGAAUUUAUUAGAAAUUGAUACAGAAUAAUAUUCCUAUGCCCAACUUAUGUUGUGCUCAAUUUUAUUUCGAGCAAAUGGUCGUUUAUAUUAAAUAAAACUUAU
This is a messenger RNA of Colletes gigas, 2187 nucleotides long. RefSeq names its product dnaJ homolog shv (gene shv). NCBI's taxonomy places the organism in Eukaryota, Metazoa, Arthropoda, Insecta, Hymenoptera, Colletidae. Gene Ontology annotation, cellular component: endoplasmic reticulum. The record is from RefSeq and is a predicted model, not a curated record. The transcript has 4 exons. Gene Ontology annotation, molecular function: misfolded protein binding. Gene Ontology annotation, biological process: protein folding; protein maturation. The coding region runs from base 116 to 1216 and encodes 366 amino acids.